Molecule: messenger RNA, 214 nt
Organism: Sphaeroforma arctica JP610
Lineage: Eukaryota; Ichthyosporea; Ichthyophonida
Exons: 1
Source: RefSeq, a predicted model, not a curated record
AAUUUCAACCGCCUCUCAACCCAUCACCUGCACCCACACCCACAAUUUAGGACUGGGUGGUAUUGCUGCACAGUAUCAACUAGUGACUUAUCUAGAAGGCGCAGAAGCUCUGCAGAGCCAGGAUGGCAACGGCACGGGCGUAUACGUUGAACGCGUUCUGGCACAAUGGGCAGUAGAGUACCUGAUGACAUUCUUCGGUGAAAUCACUGACUGA